AUGGCCGACUCUGACUCUUCUUCAUUGUCUUCUGCGCCGUCCUCCGACGAUGAGGAAAUGGUACAGAAAAUGUCGUUGAAGCCUACGGGAUUGGAUCGAUAUUUCAAGCCGGCGCCCAAGCCUGAAGCCACCCCCGAACCUCCCAAACGCGCACCCUCACCACCCCACGAGUAUACUUUGGCCGACAACCCGGCGAUUGCCUUUAUUGUUAUGUUCAGAAGCCGAUUCAGCGACGUGUUUCCCAAAUCUCUACCGAACUACGGCCCGCAGGACAUUGAAAGAGGGGUGGCCGGAGAACUUCCCGACGAGCAAGUAGAGAGACUAUUAUGUGCGCUCUUGGGUCUUGUCUUGAACAGAAAGAAGGAUGUCGAACGCGGACACUAUGGCCGGGCACUUGAAGAUGCGCUCUCUGCGAACCACAGUCAAUGGCCGACCGAGUGGAAGGGAGUCAACCCUCUCCACGGAGGGAAAAGUUUCAACAACAUGAGCCCUGAGGAACGGCUGAGCCUGCUAAAAGCCCUUGUUCUCUGGUCUCUCAAUUCCUCCGAAGCCGUGCAAGCGCUCAUCAAAGAGUCAUACAAGCAGACACGUCGGGACGACGACCGAAACCAGCCACGAAGCGUUCAACCUUGGUUUUCCGACCAAUAUCGCCGAAAGUAUUGGCUCAUUGAAGGACAGGAUGACUCGCACUUUCGAAUUUACAGAGAAAAUGACGGCAAGACUGCAAAGACAAACACAUGGUUCAGCGUUGCUGGUUCCAUCCCCGACGUCAUGGUCCUAGCAGACAAGUUCGCCGACGAACAUAGUUCCAAUUCCAAAGUGAUUAGUGACAAGUUGAGGGCAGCCAUUCCAAGAUUUGAGGCUGGUGAAGAGAAGCGCAGACGUCGCGACUAUCGCCUUGCCCGAAAGGCCGCUUUCGCUCGACCGGAGCCCGGAUUUUCACUAUACGAGGGACGAACACGUGGCAAGAGAAUGAGAUAUACAUAUUCAGACGAGGAAUAUGGGUCGGACGGACUCUCCAGCAAACGAUCCGCGCGCAAUUCAGGUAUCUCUACCCCUUUGGAGACCGGACCGACCGUGACGGCCAGUGGGAGACACGUCAAGUCGAGGGUGGGUGGUCUGUACGGAGAGAGCAUGUUGAUCGACCAGCGCAAGGAGCUGGAAAGAGCGACUGGUGAAGGCAACUUUACAGAAACAAGUGAGGACAUGCCCAACACCAUGCCCAUUUCGCGUGGAGUAAGAACAUCGAGGUCGGGAAGACAAGUCAAGCCGACCAGACAAGGUUAUGGCGACCAAAUGGACUCAGACGAGAGCGACGAAGCACAAUCGUCAGGUAAAGAAUGGAGUGGAAACGAAGACGAACCAGACGAGUCAGAGCCGGACUUUGACGGAGAGGAUGAAGGCGACGACGACGACGACGAGGUUAUGAGUGAUGAGGGCCUCGAACCCGACGAGGUGGAGGAGGAUGAGAAUACUCAAGAAAGUUUGGUUGUGCAACUACGGUAUCGAAAAGAGACUGAGAAGCCUGCGUCCACAACAACGGCACAAGUUGCACCUCCUCAGCCUUCCCACAUGACGAAUGGAACAUCAGCAGCUAUCAAUGGUUUGCACCAAGUGCAGGCUGCACCGAGGCCACUGCAGCCCCUAGGAGAGAUGACGGAUACGAAUAAUGUUGUCCCACGAAACAGCGGGACUGAUGGAGGCCAGCAAAACCUACUUAACGGUGUGAAGAUGACGGGGCACGACUCUCCUCGACCGCCUCCGACGGUCCAUAUCCCAAUCCAGCCCAUGGACAUAUCUUAG
Messenger RNA from Fonsecaea multimorphosa CBS 102226, 1803 nucleotides. RefSeq lists its product as uncharacterized. The record is from RefSeq and is a predicted model, not a curated record. The coding region runs from base 1 to 1803 and encodes 600 amino acids. The transcript is spliced from 4 exons. Lineage: Eukaryota; Fungi; Ascomycota; Eurotiomycetes; Chaetothyriales; Herpotrichiellaceae.